Molecule: messenger RNA, 4036 nt
Organism: Manis javanica (Malayan pangolin)
Lineage: Eukaryota; Metazoa; Chordata; Mammalia; Pholidota; Manidae
Gene: MSN
Product: moesin
Cellular component (GO): cytoskeleton
Molecular function (GO): actin binding
Source: RefSeq, a predicted model, not a curated record
GCGACCGGGGCGGUUCUUUCCUGGGUGGGGUUUGUGAAGUCGUGGCCCGUUAGCAGGAAGUCGAGCAAGUCUCCUGGACGCUAGCGAGGGACCAAAUCCGAACCCCCAGCCCCUGUACUUAGAGCCGUGUGUAGUGUGUGCUCAACCCUGCCCGACAGCGCCAAGCCGAACUUCGCUAACUUCGUCGCCUUUGCCGCCACCAUGCCCAAGACGAUUAAUGUGCGUGUGACCACCAUGGAUGCAGAGCUGGAGUUUGCCAUCCAGCCCAACACCACUGGCAAGCAGCUGUUUGACCAGGUGGUGAAGACUAUCGGUCUGAGGGAAGUUUGGUUCUUUGGUCUGCAAUACCAGGACACUAAGGGCUUCUCCACUUGGCUGAAACUCAAUAAGAAGGUCACUGCCCAGGAUGUGCGGAAGGAAAGCCCCCUGCUCUUCAAGUUCCGGGCCAAGUUCUACCCUGAGGAUGUAUCUGAGGAAUUGAUCCAGGAUAUCACACAGCGCCUGUUUUUCCUGCAAGUGAAGGAGGGCAUUCUCAAUGAUGAUAUUUACUGCCCACCUGAGACUGCUGUGCUGCUGGCUUCCUAUGCUGUCCAGUCCAAGUAUGGUGAUUUCAAUAAGGAAGUCCACAAGUCUGGCUACUUGGCUGGGGACAAGUUGCUGCCACAGAGAGUCCUGGAGCAGCACAAACUCAACAAGGACCAGUGGGAGGAGCGGAUCCAGGUGUGGCAUGAGGAGCAUCGGGGUAUGCUCAGGGAGGAUGCUGUCCUGGAGUAUCUGAAGAUUUCCCAGGACCUGGAGAUGUAUGGUGUGAACUACUUCAGCAUCAAGAACAAAAAAGGCUCAGAACUGUGGCUGGGGGUAGAUGCUCUCGGUCUCAACAUUUAUGAGCAAAAUGACAGACUGACUCCCAAGAUAGGAUUCCCCUGGAGUGAAAUCAGAAACAUUUCUUUCAAUGACAAGAAAUUUGUCAUCAAACCCAUUGACAAAAAAGCCCCGGACUUUGUCUUCUAUGCUCCCCGGCUACGGAUUAACAAGCGCAUCUUGGCCCUGUGCAUGGGAAAUCAUGAGCUGUACAUGCGCCGCCGCAAGCCUGACACCAUUGAGGUACAGCAGAUGAAGGCACAGGCCCGGGAGGAGAAGCAUCAGAAGCAAAUGGAGCGUGCUCUGCUAGAAAAUGAGAAGAAGAAGCGUGAGAUGGCAGAAAAGGAGAAGGAGAAGAUUGAACGGGAGAAGGAGGAACUGAUGGAGAAACUGAAGCAGAUUGAAGAACAGACUAAGAAGGCUCAGCAAGAGCUGGAAGAACAGACCCGCAGAGCCCUGGAACUUGAACAGGAACGGAAACGUGCCCAGAGUGAGGCUGAAAAACUGGCCAAAGAGCGUCAAGAAGCUGAAGAGGCCAAAGAGGCCCUUUUGCAGGCCUCCCGAAACCAGAAGAAGACUCAGGAACAGCUGGCCUUGGAAAUGGCAGAGCUGACAGCUCGUAUCUCCCAGUUGGAGAUGGCCCGACAGAAGAAGGAGAGUGAAGCUGUGGAAUGGCAGCAGAAGGCUCAGAUGGUACAAGAAGACUUGGAGAAGACCCGUGCUGAGCUGAAGACUGCUAUGAGUACACCUCAUGUGGCAGAGCCUGCCGAGAAUGAGCAAGAUGAGCAGGAUGAGAAUGGGGCAGAGGCCAGUGCUGACCUACGGUCUGAUGCCAUGGCCAAGGACCGCAGUGAGGAGGAACGCACCACUGAGGCAGAGAAAAAUGAGCGUGUGCAGAAGCACCUGAAGGCCCUCACUUCAGAGCUGGCUAAUGCCCGUGAUGAGUCCAAGAAGACUGCCAAUGACAUGAUCCAUGCUGAGAACAUGAGACUGGGCCGAGACAAAUACAAGACCCUGCGCCAGAUCCGGCAGGGCAACACCAAGCAGCGCAUUGAUGAGUUUGAGUCCAUGUAAUGGACACUCAGCCUCUAGGGACCCCUCCUCUCUUCUUCCUUUCCCACAUAGUCCUACACUCUUGCCUAACUCACACUGUGCUGGAGCCACUAACUAGAACAGCCCUGGAGUCAUGCUAAGCAUUCAGUUCAGCCAUGAGACCAAACCUAGCUCUCAGCCCUCACUCACAACUCUGGGCAGAGAGAUGUGACCCACUAUGGUGCCCGUGGGACCCUGCUUCUAUGUCCCAUCCAAUCUAGCUUCCUUAGAAGAGACCACUUCCCCAGCUGAGAGGCACCUUCUGACUUGAUUUGGGAAGCAAUCCCCACAUUUACUGUGCUGCAGGAGUCAAGUGUGGAGUAAGCUGAAAACUAGCUCAUCCUUGCCCCAUCACCACCUUCCUCUUCAGGGUCCUGUGAUUUUCAGAAUUGGAGUGUUUGUCACAGGACUUAGAGAAGGAGGCAGAGCCCUGGCUAUAUGCUCUAAGAUGUUAACUGACCUAGGAUUAGGCCUCCCAAUGCUCAUUCCUUCUAGACCUAUUUAGGCUUUGUAAUGAUUGGGUUCUUUUUUUUAAAAAAGAUGCUCUGUCAUACUUCUCUCUACCUCCCAUAUUGUGCCUGUUAUAAACUCAGUCCCAGUAAGCCUUGUCCCUAAGUUCAGUGACUUAGUUUUUCUCCUGGGUAAGGUGGGGGUAGACAGUGCCUGUACAAUGUUUCAUCAACAGUCUAGAAGGCUAUUGGCAAUUCACUUCAAGCAACUGUGACACAGUGAUUUUCAAAGCUGUGUUCUUCCCCUGUAUUGUCCUGCCUCAAUAUCUUAUGGGAGCCUAGGCUUAAGUGACCUCAGUGGGAAGAGGUUAUCUCUUAGUAUUCUGGGUUCUUCAUACCUUCUUGGGAUCUGUCCCUCCCCAGUUCAAUCCCCACAUCCCCUCCAGCUAGAACAGUAAGGAUGGUUAUCCAAAAACCCAGCCAGCCCCAUCCAGGACUUUUGUCAAAGGAAGGAAUUGUUGACACCUGGAUUCAGCAUUUUCCCUGCCAGGGGUCCCAGGCCACUUCUUCUAACAGUUACUUGGGUCAUAGCUCCUGCUUCAGGGCCAUCCAGGUCUUGGUAUGGUGAGGCUUGGAGUUGAUGCCAGUUGGCUCAAAUGGUGAGUGGGUGGAAGAAGCUAAGUGUACUGACAAGAGGGAGGCCUGGAUGCCACAGUUUGCUUAACUCCUUCAAGGGUUAAUUCCUGUAACCACCCUCCAAGAUGGUGGCUGGGUGCUGACUGUGUUUGACAAACCUCUAAUCUAGGUCCUGCCACCAUCUGUGCCAUUCCUUGGAACUGUAAACCAGAGAACUGUUGGGGCCUCUGACCUGGUCUCUUCCACACCCUGACCCAGGAGCAUCUUCUUCCUCUUCUCUGUCUCAUGUGUGCUCUUUUUCUUUCUACCAGUAUUAUGUAUCUUAGUGGCAUCUAUCUCAAUAUUGAUUUCUAUGUUUCUUGCUAACGUACCCUUAGAAGAUAUUAGUCUUAGGGCGGGAUCAUUUUGGCUUAAUUCCUUUACCACCCCCAUACCUGGGAAGCAUAUACUAUAUUAUAAAAGAAUACUUUGCCAGAAACAAUGUAAGAAGCUUUCAGUGUUAGUGAUGUCAUCUGUCAUUAUAGGUCAUAAAAUCCAUUCUUAAAGUGCUUGGUAUUUGGUUUUAUUGUUUUCUUUCUUUCUUUCUUUUUUUUUUUGCCUUCUCUCCAGAGUUCAGUCCCCAAGGGGUCAUACUGUCCCUCCAUGCACAUCCCUCCAUGCACUGCCUCUAGCCCAGAGCCCAUGGCUUUGAUCUUCCUCCACCCCCACCCCCACAAUCCCUCACAUGACCUUGGGGAGGCUUAUGUGCAUUGCUGUGAAAUGUAUUGACACUCUCUUGCUAAUAUGCCUUAUAUUAGUUAAAUUCAAACCUGGAAUUGUGGGGCAAUCUAGAUACCUUAAGGACAGUAACCCACCCCCAGGGAGUCUCAGGAGAAAGGUUAGAUUUUGUAUUCAGGUUUUUGUGUAUGUGUAUUUUUGAUUUUUAAAAAUUGUAUUUGGAGGGGUUUAUGCUCAACCCAUGUUCAGUUUCAAUGCCAAUAAAAUUUAGGAAGACUUCA